CAUUUUAUUUUAUGCGCAUUGCGCUCAUGCGCUGUCCGCGUGCCUUCUUUUCAACUACUUGUUAUUGACAUUUAAUAAAUGUGGAGUUAACUAAUUUCUUUAUAAUAUUAAUGUUUUUUUUUUGUUUUCAAUAACUUGAAUCAAAUCAAACGCUCAUUAUAAUAAACUUGUCUGUAUCUUUACUUCGUGGUAUAUAGUUCAGAAGAAAGUGCACAGUUAACACAACAUGGAUGAAGAAAAAAAGGUUAUGUUUCACGAAAUGGAACUAGAUGAUCGAAUAUUAAAGGCAAUAUCACAACUCGGUUGGCCACAUCCAACAUUGAUACAAGAGACGGCGAUACCUCUUCUGUUGGAAGGUAAAGAUGUACUCAUGCGUGCGAGGACGGGGUCGGGCAAAACAGCGGCAUUCACAAUACCAGUCAUACAAAAGAUACUAAACCUUAAGAACACAAGUACACAUCAGUGUAUAAAAGCUCUUAUCUUGUCUCCAAGUAAAGAGUUGUGUGGCCAGAUUACUUCAGUAAUAAAUAAUUUAACACUAAAAUGUUCGAGGGAAGUUCGUUGCAUAGAUAUAUCACAAAAUGCUGAUAUGCAGAUACAGAAGUCGUUGUUGUCAGAUAAACCAGACAUUGUUGUUGCAACACCAUCUAGAGCACUAGCGCACUUGAAAGCUAAUAGCAUGAGGUUGAAAGAAGAUUUGGCGGUACUGGUUGUUGAUGAGGCAGAUUUAGUUUUUUCAUUUGGAUAUGAAGAUGAAAUCAAAGAGUUACUUGGUCAUUUGCCAAAAAUCUACCAAGCAGUGUUAGCUUCAGCGACACUAUCAGAUGAUGUGAUCAGUUUAAAAAAAAUUGUGCUCAGAAAUCCAGUAACUUUAAAACUUGAGGAGCCAGAGUUAGCGCCGUCGUCACAACUACAGCACUAUCAUUUGUUUGCAGAGGAAGAUGACAAAGCGGCAAUUUUGUAUGCACUCUUAAAACUAAACUUAAUCAGAGGCAAGAGUAUCAUCUUUGUAAGGACCGUUGAUAGGUGUUAUAAAUUAAAACUUUACUUGGAACAGUUUAAAAUCAGCUCAUGCGUACUAAACUCUGAGCUACCAGCUGCGAUCAGGUGUUUGUCUGUGGAUCAGUUCAACAGAGGACGUUAUCAAAUUAUCGUGGCAUCGGACGAAAAAGCUUUAGAAAAACCAGACGGAGGUUUGCUUGGUGAAGAGGAAUUUACAAAAAAGAAAAAGAAAAAGUCAAAACGUAAGAAAGACAAAGAGUCAGGCGUGUCACGUGGUAUAGAUUUCCAACAUGUCUCCAACGUCAUCAACUUUGAUUUUCCUCUCGAUGUUACUUCAUACGUGCACAGAGCGGGACGCACUGCUAGAGGAAAUAACCAGGGAUCAGUGUUGUCCUUCGUAUCAAUAAGAGAAAAGCCAUUGAUGGAUGCUGUCGAAGAACAUUUGUCGAAAGGUUUCAACGGACAGCAAGUACUGCAGAGGUACGAGUUCGCGCUGGAGUCGGUGGAGGGGUUCCGCUACCGCUCGCGGGACGCGUGGCGCGCCGUGACGCGCGUGGCCGUGCGCGAGGCGCGCCUGGCGGAGCUGCGCCGCGAGCUGCUGGCCUGCCGCCGGCUGCAGGGCUACUUCGAAGAGAACCCCACAGACCUUGCAGCGCUGAAGCGGGAUAAAGCGCUGCACACAGUGCGCAUACAGCCACAACUAGCUCAUGUACCGGAGUACUUACUGCCGGCCGCGCUGCGUUCAGAUGAUACUGAGGCCGAUACAGAGGCCUCUACGCCGGCACCUCCCAAGAAGAGGAAGCAGGCUGGAAGCUUUGGUAGCGCGAAGAGGCAUAAAUAUCAGGCACGACAGAGAGAUCCGUUGAAGAGUUUCGAACUGAAAAAUCUAAAGAAGACGCCAGCGGCAGACGACGGUUAACACAUUUGCGAGUCGCAGCGGUCGAUUAGUUCGAGUAUUCGGUUAGUACUGUGAUAAGUGCUCUUCGAUGAAAUAUACGAAUGUUCUGUUUA
Molecule: messenger RNA, 2013 nt
Organism: Melitaea cinxia (Glanville fritillary)
Lineage: Eukaryota; Metazoa; Arthropoda; Insecta; Lepidoptera; Nymphalidae
Gene: Hlc
Product: probable ATP-dependent RNA helicase DDX56
Exons: 11
Coding region: 227-1921 (564 amino acids)
Cellular component (GO): nucleolus
Molecular function (GO): nucleic acid binding; RNA helicase activity; ATP binding
Source: RefSeq, a predicted model, not a curated record